CAGAUGUUUCUAUAAUUCACCAGUUUGACAAAUAUGAAUCUGUCAGGUAACAACUUGAGUGGUCAGCUACCUCCCUCGAUUGCGAAUUUAUCAACUCUUACUACAUUACACUUGCAGAACAAUCAACUUGGUGGAACCCUUUUUGUUUUGGAAGACCUCCCUCUUCAGAAUCUGAAUAUAGAGAACAAUCUAUUCUCUGGGCCGAUUCCUCCAAAGUUGUUGACUAUUCCUGAAUUCAGAAAAGAUGGGAAUCCCUUUAAUACUACUAUUAUUCCCUCACCUCCAGCUGUAGCUCCUCCACCUGCAGCUCCUCUAGCUACUAGUAUUCCCUUUAGUACAUUGCAGUAUGAUUGGAUUUAA
Messenger RNA from Arachis ipaensis, 360 nucleotides. NCBI's taxonomy places the organism in Eukaryota, Viridiplantae, Streptophyta, Magnoliopsida, Fabales, Fabaceae. The record is from RefSeq and is a predicted model, not a curated record.